Molecule: messenger RNA, 432 nt
Organism: Rhizoctonia solani
Lineage: Eukaryota; Fungi; Basidiomycota; Agaricomycetes; Cantharellales; Ceratobasidiaceae
Exons: 4
Coding region: 1-432 (143 amino acids)
Source: RefSeq, a predicted model, not a curated record
AUGGAUUCCAGGAUUUCGCAUAUGGAUGCUACUGUCAAGGCUCUGCUCCUACCAUGGAACGCUGGUCGAGCUAGGAUAAUUUGUUUAAACGUACCAGGCCGUGUCGAUGCCUCGAACAAUGCUACGACUUGGUCCAUCCCACUGACUGAAUAUCUGGGAGAGAAUACCGCGUUUUCUAGUCGCGAGAUUACUCGCAAUGUUGGAGGAGAGCCGCUUAGGUACCCUCUCCGGGUUUUCUUUAGGGAUAACUUUCUUAGGGAUGGUUCUCCUCUCAACCAUUCUGUGAGUGAGAUUACUCGCGGGAAGGCAAGGCAUGAUUGGGCAGGAAAUAUUGUUAUUUUGAAGUGGUCUGGCGUUCGUAGACAAGGUUAUCAGAACAUGACCUUGGGUGACCUCCCUGUCAUUGCUGCAUGGUUUUUGGCUUAUGAUUGA